Molecule: messenger RNA, 1387 nt
Organism: Williopsis jadinii
Lineage: Eukaryota; Fungi; Ascomycota; Saccharomycetes; Phaffomycetales; Wickerhamomycetaceae
Exons: 1
Coding region: 153-953 (266 amino acids)
Cellular component (GO): nucleus
Source: RefSeq, a predicted model, not a curated record
UUGCAGUUUGACUCCGUUGUCUUCUCUGGUCUGCUUUUUCUUGUUUGUUGGCAGCUGCGUCCCACACACCUCCAACAAAGGGAGAAAUAACCAAGCAAUAAGUGCUGCCCACGGCCAUCCCUCGGAAGUUAGAAUAGCAACCAUUCGCACCCAUGAACAGGAGUGCAAAGAAGUACAAGUGUCCCUAUGCGAACUGUGACAAGGCCUACAACAGGCCUUGUCUGCUGGAGGAGCACAAGAGAAGUCAUGACAACACCAGGCCCUUUGAGUGUGACGUGUGUGGUAAGUGCUUCUUCCGAGAAACCCAUUUGAAAUCUCAUGCCUGGACUCAUGCGGAUAAAAGACCCUUGGGUUGUCCCGAAUGUGAUAAGAGGUUCAUAACGAACCAGCAGUUGAAGAGACAUAUAGGUUAUCAUGACCGUAAGAGACAAAGAGAGAGCUCUGUAGGUAAUAGGCAGCCGUCGACUGGUGCCUCUAAGACUGAUGGCUCAAACUCCGACCAUGGUGAUGAAAGACCAAUGAAACUCAUAAGGUUUGAGUGUCCAUUCGACUGUGCUCACACUUUCCUCACGGCAUCCGGGCUGUCAGACCAUUUGCUCGAGGAGCACAUCAUGACAGAUACGGUAUCGCCAGAGUUCCAUGUGAAAACGCUGAAUGGGGAUUUGUUGGGUGAUUCACCUCCAAUAAAGCAGCUCUACUCAGAACUACCGACGAAUGACAAUGGUGACGCCAAUCCCAUCCAUGGUGUAGUCUAUAAUUCAAGCUCAAAUGGUACAACACCUCCUUGGAAUGGAGAAGAUUGGAGCGAGCCACUGUGUCAUGAACAUGAAUGUCAGCAGCACGAGAGCUUCAGGGACUUGGGACAACUUAUGAUCCACUAUUCUGAUAACCAUGAAUACGUCCCAAAUUCCCUGUUCCAAGACUACCUGUUUUCAUUGGAUGGAAGCUACUAGUGGUUAUCUCAUCUAACCAAUGAGGAAAAAGAAUCAAUGUUCUUUUUAGCUCUCCAUCAAUAUCGAUUUAUGGCACAGUCACUUCGAUCGAAACCCCAAAUAUCAAUGGCAGAUCUAUAUGAUUGUCUUUAUUCAAAUGGGCCAUCUUCAUCUUCUUGGAGCUGCUUCACAUGUUCCACCUUCAGCUGCUUCUCAAAUUAUAAUGACAAGCACUGAACUUGAAACUGAGCUCUCAAAUUUCUACCAUUGGCUGACAAUGAACACGAAUAAUCCUCAUUGAACGUAUGAUUGCUCCUUUCAAGCCUAUGUGGCUCUCCAUGACCAUGGAGAUCCUGUUAUUUCUUGUUCAAACGAUCCAUCAAACUGUCUCCUUUGAGCUUAAAGAGGUCAUUACAUGAGGGCCUCUCCUUUGCUGCUGAUGAAAAUAACAGGCA